Messenger RNA from Brienomyrus brachyistius, 3435 nucleotides. RefSeq names its product membrane-associated ring finger (C3HC4) 11 (gene marchf11). The record is from RefSeq and is a predicted model, not a curated record. Lineage: Eukaryota; Metazoa; Chordata; Actinopteri; Osteoglossiformes; Mormyridae. Gene Ontology annotation, molecular function: ubiquitin-protein transferase activity; zinc ion binding. Bases 840 to 2066 code for a protein of 408 amino acids. The transcript has 4 exons. Gene Ontology annotation, biological process: protein ubiquitination.
CUCACCAUGAGGAGAUGUGGAGUUCUGCUGAGAAUUUAAUCAAGAAAAAGACCAAUCCAUCAUGUUGGAGGGCAAUGAUGAAAGGUUUCUCCGCGGACCAGGAAUUUUAGUAUUAAUGCCAACGCAGGAAGGCAGAAUGGCGGAGCAAAAAAAUAAAUAAAAAGCUUUGUAUUCUGGGUAUUGUUUAAUGGAAUUAAUAAAUAAUACGCAUAAUUAAAAUCGGGUUUAUUGGUGUCUAAUGUCAAGAUAUUGAACGCGUUUUAGUCUUAACAAGUGGACGUUCUGAGGUUUACUUAGACUAUAAUUACACAAAGUUUCGAAUGACGAUUUUUAUACGUCAUCUUGUCGUAUGAAGUGCAGUAAGAUGCAUCGUUCACAUCGCGCCGUCCCCGCUGAGCCAGACUUACCGAAACCACUUAUGUGUUAGUAGGUCAGCUGCAGGACCGCUGAAGCACCGCAAGGCGAGCGAGAAGAGGAGCGGCCGGAUCGCCGCGCAGCGCCGCGCUCGUCCCCCCUCCGCCGGACUCCCGCAUGGCCUGUGCAGCAUUCACUGACGGCGAGGCCGGCGUGCGAUCGUCCCGGCUCGCGCAGCUGCCACCACCCCUGCUCAUGCCAACGCACCUCGGCGCAUCCCCCCGCGUGACAGGCUCGCGCGCCCGCGCCGCCAAAGUUUAUCUUGCGUUUAUUAAAUUCUCUGUUUCCAAGGAAACGCGACCCAGGUGAGGAGACUCUCGCUCGGAGCGGCGUCGGUUUCUCCUGCUCAGUUCGCCGUGGCUGGCGGUCUGCUCGGAUAUGAACCGGUCGAGACCGCUGCCUACAAACCGCAAAACCGACUACACAUGGGAGAGACGCUUUUCCUCCAACUUUGCCAAACUGUAGCGUCAUUUGUUAGAUUUGAGCGCAUUGCUCCAUCCGUCUCCACGUCGUCGAUUGUUUGGGGAAUACAUCCAUGCCUUCUUUCUAGAUCAGGCACGUUGUCUGUUCUCUUUUUUUGCAUUUUGUUUUUUUUUUGCCUUGCGUUUUAUUCAUUUAAUAUGAGCCGAGAGGCUGAGGUGGGUCCAGUUUGCAGGGGCACGGAGGGCGAACCACAGGGAGGCGCUGCAAUAAUCCACUCCGGCGCAGAGCGCGAUCCAAGCGAUUUGGAAGGACAUCGCGACGCGGGGAUAACCCAUGGGGAUGGGGAGGACAGCGAGCAUGUGGAUGUUAACCCUGAAGAAGGACACAGUGGAUGCCUCACCGACCCAGAUGGCGAAGCAUGCUGUUUGCCCAGCGAGGACCUUUCGGGACAGAGUCCCGGGAAGGCUGGGACGUUGCAAUCGGACUGCAGCAGCGAAACCUGCAUACCGACUCCCAGCUGUCGGAUUUGCUUCCAGGGAGCCGAACAGGGGCAGCUGCUGAACCCGUGUCGAUGUGACGGGUCGGUCCGCCACACCCACCAGCAGUGCCUCCUGAAAUGGAUCAGCGAACGGGGCUCCUGGACCUGUGAGCUCUGCUGCUACCGGUUCCAUGUUGUUGCCAUCAAGAUGAAGAAGCCCUGGCAGUGGCAGGCUAUCACCAUCACCUUGGUGGAGAAGGUGCAGAUCAUCGCCGUCUUCCUGGGUUCCCUCUUCCUGGUGUCCAGUGUCACCUGGUUGCUGUGGUCAGCCUUCAGCCCCAACGCUGUGUGGCAGCGCCGAGAUGUGCUCUUCCAGAUCUGCUAUGGCAUGUACGGUUUCAUGGACCUCGUUUGCAUUGGUCUGAUUGUCCAUGAGGGGGCAGCGGUGCACAAGGUGUUCAAGCGUUGGCGGGCGGUGAACCUUCACUGGGACGUGCAGAACUACGAUAAGGAGGCGGACGUGGAGGAGAGCAGCGGCGGCGGCAGCGGCGGCGUGGACCCGGGUUCUGGCAGGACCCUCUGGCUUCCCUUGGCCGCCUUGCAGCCCGGCUCGGCCCUACACCCCACCCAGCUGGCCGCCCGGCCCUCCCGCUGUUCACGCGCCGUCUUAUGGCUCUGCGCGGGUCUGGCAGGCCCGCAGGACUCUGAGGCUGACGCCGGCGAGGUGGUUAUCCGCGUGACGUCUGUGUAGCCCCAUCCGCAGGGACGGCCUCUUCUUUUUCACUGUGAUGGGGCCCCUCCCUUCACCGGGGCCCCAACCCCUGACCCCUCAGCGUAGAGGAAGUACGAUCCAGGCGAUGUCCAAUCAAAACAAUGGGUGUCCAGCGAAGAGGACAAUGGGGUUUUAUGGUGAUGCUCUUUGGUCUUGCAGGCGAACGUACGGUAAACGAUUUUGUUUGGGUAGAAACCCUUCCCAGUGGUGAUUGAAUGGGAAUUGAUGUAAGCAGCAGCUUGACUCGUGCCGGAGUCGGCUGGCCUGUGAUUGAGCGGCGUGUCGGUGAUGUACAGACUCCCCCUCCUGUCCGCCGGUGCAGUAGGUACCAUGUCACCUAACCUCCCCUGCGGUUUGCCAUGGAAACCAUUCCAGCCCCAUUCAGCCAUGGCUAAGUCAGCAGUAUCUUUCAGCCUUUAUUUAUAACCCCCCAGGGAGGGUGUCUCUUUUCUUCCCCUAAAGUUAGGAGAUAGCCUGAUGUGUCUGUUCUGUUCACAUACCGGACAUUUAGAUGCCCAUGCUUCAGGGUUGCUGGCUGCAGCGUGUAACAGCCCUAAUUGGAUUCUUUGUGACAGGGAGGCUAAUUCUAUUCCCUCCGAAUCGCUGCUUCCUUGGAAAUGAGCGCCAUGGGCUAGACGCCCACACGCCGACCGGCUCAGGAAGGGGGGUGGGUUUUAAUAGGUCCUACCCACGAGUCGGCAAGCGGUUAAUCAUUCAUUGAGAUUAAACGUGUCAUUCAGAGCCUGCAAACGCGGCGGCGAGGAUCCCACUCCCCUGUCCGGCGCUGAACAGGUGCCUUGAUUUUAGUGUUAAUGAGGCGAGGUCCAUGGGGGCCGGAGGCCAGCGACUCGAGGGGAAACCGGAGACUGACGUCGCCAUGGCGCCCGUAACAGGAUGACGCCCUUCGCAUUCCCGACAUGGCAUGUCGUCUCGCCCCCCCCCGGAACCAUCGACGGGGGCUCCCCUGUGGUAGGCGUGGUUCAGAUCUCCACAACUCUGUGCGGGUAACUGCUUACGGGUGAUUCUCUAGACAGGAAAAGGCCUGGAAGGGGCAGGUAUUGAGCUGAGACCCAAUGAAGCUCACUCCUUUUUUUCGUAAUUCACAUUUUCGGCAAAGUCGUUCCGUACAGUUUGGGCUUUGGUGGUGGGGGGUUCCCUGAGGAGUGUGCCAUAAUUGAUGUCGGUAAUUAGUUCAGGUGUGGUGAUCGGAUUUAACAGAACAGGGACCCGCCAGCCAGGUCCCAAAAUCACUCUGCUCCAGAUAUGCGAUGACAACGGUCAUUACAAAGAGUGAGUGACAGCGGGGGGGUGACCCGUGCGCCGUGUGAGUGCGGAUGGACUUGGCAGG